Molecule: messenger RNA, 687 nt
Organism: Ornithodoros turicata
Lineage: Eukaryota; Metazoa; Arthropoda; Arachnida; Ixodida; Argasidae
Exons: 2
Coding region: 1-687 (228 amino acids)
Biological process (GO): DNA integration
Molecular function (GO): nucleic acid binding
Source: RefSeq, a predicted model, not a curated record
AUGACUACCGACCGGGGUCGGCAAUUUGAAUCGUCCAUCUUUGCCGCCCUCACUGCGCUCCUUGGCACCCACCGCACUCGCACCACCGCCUACCACCCCGCGUCUAACGGCCUGGUGGAGCGGUUUCAUCGUCACCUUAAAGCCGCCUUGCGAGCCCACUCCAACCACUCAGCCUGGACUGAAGCCUUACCAGUUAUCCUUUUCGGCCUGCGGUCGCUUUUCAAAUUUGACUUGGGAUGCACUACCGCGCAGCUGGUGUACGGCACGACCCUUCGCCUUCCUGGCGAGUUCUUCGCGCCUGCGUCCGCCAACACCGUUCCCGACCCCACAGAGGUCUACGUUCAUCGGGACCUGCUCACGUGCACGCACGUUUUUGUGCGUGUCGACGCUGUACGCAAGCCCCUUCAACCGUCCUACAACGGACCCUACCCCGUCAGCAGCCGUACACCGAAGCACUUCACGCUGCGCAUCAACGGGAAGGACGACCAAGCUUCUAUUGACCGGCUCAAGCCGGCUUACACGGAAGCCUUCCCGCAACUAGGCUACACCAUUUCUCAUCCCCAAGCGCCUGCAAGUCCCUGCCCUAGAGCCUCCGCCCGCCAGCUCCCGCCGCGCCGCCAGGUGUCCUGGGCGCCAGUGCCACCAGUACUCUGCACGCACCAUUCACGGACUUCGCCCAUUCACUAG